Acinonyx jubatus (cheetah) is the source of this 3566-nucleotide messenger RNA. It is a transcript of the gene NECTIN2, whose product is annotated as nectin cell adhesion molecule 2. The record is from RefSeq and is a predicted model, not a curated record. Gene Ontology annotation, biological process: cytoskeleton organization; coreceptor-mediated virion attachment to host cell; establishment of mitochondrion localization. Gene Ontology annotation, molecular function: cell adhesion molecule binding. Gene Ontology annotation, cellular component: focal adhesion; plasma membrane; apical junction complex. Bases 299 to 1456 code for a protein of 385 amino acids. Lineage: Eukaryota; Metazoa; Chordata; Mammalia; Carnivora; Felidae. The transcript has 6 exons.
AGAGAGGGCGGGACAGCGUGAGCGAGUGCGGCCGGAGCCCAAGGUCGGCUCCGCGGGGGGGGAGGGAAGGGGUGGGUCCUGUGACGUCAGCGAGUCCGAGCUGCCAGAGAGAAGCCUGGGGCCGGGGGCGCCGAGCGGGGAGAGCCCGGCCCCGAGAGCAGAGCCGCGGGAGCAGAGCGGGCGGGAACCGGCCGGGAGCCGGAGCCCCUCAGGCACCUGCUCGACCGCCCAGCCGAUCGGCGCUCACGGAGUGGCCCGCAGGCCCCCGCCCGGGCCCAGUCCCACCCCGGGCCCCCCCAUGGCCCGGGCCGCAGCCCUCUCGCCGUCGAGAUCGUCGCCGACGCUGCCACUCCUGCCGCUGCUGCUGCUGCUGCUGCUGCUGCUGCUGCUCCGGGAAACCGGAGCCCAGGAUGUGCAAGUUCGAGUGCCGCCCGAGGUGCGGGGCAACCUGGGGGGCACCGUGCAGCUACCGUGUCACCUGCUGCCGUCGGGACCGGACGUCAGAGUCUCGCAGGUGACGUGGCUGCACGUGGACGCAACCGGCACCAGCAGGAGCGUGGCCGCCUUCCACCCUUCGUACGGGCCCAGCUUCCGCAGCCCAAAGCCCGGCGAAGAGCGGCUGUCCUUCGUCACCGCCGGGCAGAGCAGCGGGACCAGGCAGGGCACGGAGACGGAGCUGCGGGAUGCCACGCUGGCCCUCCGGGGACUGACGGUGGAGGAUGAGGGCAACUAUACCUGCGAAUUUGCCACGUUCCCCAGUGGCACCAGCCGGGGGACGACCUGGCUCCGGGCCAUAGCACAGCCCCAGAACCACGCCGAAACACAGGAGGUCACCCUGAGCUUGGAACCUGUGCCCGUCGCCCGCUGUGUCUCCGAGGGGGGCCGGCCACCCGCCCGAAUCUCCUGGUUCUCGCCCCUGGACGGGGAGGCCAGAGAGAGCCAGGUGUCCGGACCUGUGCCCGGCACAGUUACCGUCACCAGCCGCUUCACCUUGGUGCCCCUGAGUCGAGCGGAUGGUGUCAAGGUCACCUGCAAAGUGGAGCAUGAGAGCUUUGAGGAGCCCAUCUUGCUGCCCGUUACCCUCUCCGUGCGCUACCCCCCUGAGGUCUCCAUUUCCGGCUAUGAUGACAACUGGUACCUCGGCCGCAGCGAGGCCACCCUGAACUGUGAUGUCCGCAGCAAACCAGAGCCCACAGGCUACGACUGGAGCACGACCGCAGGCAUCUUCCCAGCUUCCGCAGUAGCCCAGGGCCCCCAGCUGAUCAUCCACUCGGUGGACAAACUCGUCAACACCACGUUCAUCUGCACCGUCACCAACGCCGUGGGCACGGGUCGUGCUGAGCAGGUGGUCCUCGUCCGAGGGAGACCCGAUCGCACAGACGUGCCGGCAGCGGGGAGAGCCCUGCGGACGGCGACAGUUUCCACACGCGGAAACCAUCCCUCACACAGAUGCUAAGGGAGAAACUCAAAGACGUUCUCAGAGGUGCACGCCCUCAGACAGUCCCCCGAAACCCCGUUGCUUUCAACACAUCGUCAUCUGACAAAUAUUUGUCGAGGGCUCCUCUUUGCCAAGCCGUCUCCUUGAUGUCGGGAACACGGUGGCGAACAGAGAGGCUAGUCCCUGCCGUCGAAGGCACACCCCGGGGAGGGAGGGUCAGCCCCACCUGCCAUCCAGCAAGAUGCCCAACUGGAAAUACAUCCCCUGAACCCGUGCCCCAGGUACACACCCUCUUGGGUGUCCGCCCUCAGUCGGUAGGCACCCCCAAGGGGUAGAGCCCCGCAAAGCACAGGUGCAGUCUUGCCUGAGGGUCAUCCAAGGGAUCCACAACCACGAAAACACGGACACCCCCUAAGACUCCUGAAACACACAGAAACGGUCACAGACACAUGGUGUGGGGUUCCCGUUAGCGCAGCCGUGGGCCCACAGGCCGUGCCACAGGCUAGACCUCGCCUCAGGGCGACUGGAGAACUUUUGACCCACCGACUUCACGAACACGCCCGCCGUCUCCAAAAUACCACCUCCAGGAGCACAGAUAAACAUUCCAGCAUGGGCUAAAGCAGGUUCCCAGACAUUAACUGAUAAGCGUCCGCAGCAAGAAAACUGUUCCACGCCUCUCACCCGUGCACAGGUACAGACACACAUUUCCAGAAAAACCGGUUCACAAAAUACCGCUUGACCUUCACACUGCGGACACACUUUUUCUGGUCUGCUUUUUAUUAUUAUAAAUAAUAAUAAUAUUUCUUGCGAGUCACUAAAGUGAGGUGACAGCCCUCUGGGUCGUGGCUCUAUUUGAAAAUGCCACUCUGAAAAGAAACACCUGGAGAAGCAGGUGCCCUCAGGAGCGUGGGUCCCAGCCUCUCCUGUGUGCAGGGUGUGGGGAGGAGGGGCUCAGGUUUAAGUGGAUCCCCCUCCCCCUGGUUUCUCCCCAUCAGGCCUGGCAUGCAGGGGUGGGGCAAGGGGUGUGUAGAAAAUGGUUCCUGGUUCCAGCUGCAUCAAUGUCUCUCCCUGAUGUGGGGCCCAGGGUCCCCUCCCUCAUCUCUCCCGCCCCCACCCUUAGCACUCCCUGGCUUCCUUCUCCACCUCCCUCAGACCCCUCUCCUCCCAGCUGCUGGGCCACUGAUGGGGACAGGGGGCUUCAUGGCUCCAUUUUCCACACAUGGCCAGACAGGAGGCAGGCCAUGUUGCCUGGACCAGGUGCCCCACAGCCACUUCCAAGGGGAGGGAACUAUCAGGAGAAACCUCACCCUUCUCGUCCCCUUCUGUCCAGCCCAGAGAGCUCUGGAAUCUGUGACAGUCUCGAACCCAAAUCCAGCUCUGCCUCUUGAUGGCUGGAUCCACCCAAGAUUCUGUGACUCGAACAUCAGAGCCUUUGUGAGGACCCCACGGCCUGUCCCAAGCGGGUCACAAACUCGGACACCUACGGGGUCCUCGCAAGUGACCGGCUGGCCAAAUGCGGAACCCUGUUCCGAUAUGAGCAGCCAGCCUUCACUCAGCCACUGCCCAUCACCAGGGGCAGAUGAGAGAUUGGUGUCACCAUCAGUUUGAUUUUCUUUUUCCCUAAAAGAAAUCGGGAUUUCUGGUGAGAUAGCCUGGUUUUGAAAUGUUAGCGAGUUUAAUUUUUUUUUUCAGUUUAUUUAUUUAUUUAUUUUGAGAGGGUGUGGGUUGCUGAAGGGGCAGAGAGGCAGAGACAGAACCCCAAGCCCCGACGUGGGGCUCGAACCCACGAACUGUGAGAUCACGACCUGGGCGAAAUCAAGAGUCGGAAACUCAACCGGCUGAGCCACCCAGGCGCCCCCAGCAAGUGUUAAGUUUUGAAAAACCCUGUGCAGGUAUAAGGAACCACAUCUGGCCAACGCCCACUCUGUCCAAGGUGCCCCCACUUGUCCAAGGUGCCCGCCGCUUAGCGCGGUCUCCCUUCCCUCCGCCUCCCCCACCUUCUGCCCACACCCCGAAUCACAUCCUGGAUUUUCCCAUCACUGUCCCUGUCGUGUCCUGUGCCCCGCCCCCCAGAUGUGUCCUCUUGACCUCUUGUCUCCCUUUCUGUCUCUCGCCCCUCCUUCUCUCU